This is a messenger RNA of Dicentrarchus labrax (European seabass), 500 nucleotides long. RefSeq names its product NADH:ubiquinone oxidoreductase subunit A5 (gene ndufa5). The record is from RefSeq and is a predicted model, not a curated record. Lineage: Eukaryota; Metazoa; Chordata; Actinopteri; Moronidae. Bases 72 to 422 code for a protein of 116 amino acids. Gene Ontology annotation, biological process: respiratory electron transport chain. The transcript is spliced from 5 exons.
CUGCUCGUGUCGCUACACUAACCGCUGACGUCAUAUUGAGUGGCCGGAUAUCGAGCUGUCCGCUGAGGAGAAUGGCUGCGCUGCUGAAGAAGACGACGGGCCUGGUCGGCCUGGCAGUGUGCCACACUCCACAUGAGCGUCUGAGGAUUCUGUACUCCAAGAUCCUGACAUUGGUGCAGACCAUGCCGCAGGACGCAGCCUACAGGAAGUACACAGAGCAGCUGGUCAACGAGAGGUUCAGUCACGUCACAACGGAGCCUGAUGUGGAGAAGCUGGAGCAGAAGAUAAACUGUGGGCAGAUUGAAGAAGUCAUUUUCCAGGCGGAGUGUGAGCUGGCUCUGUCCAGGAAGAUGUCAGAGUGGAAACCAUGGGAGCCGCUGGUGGAGGAACCUCCACCCAACCAAUGGAAGUGGCCCAUCUGAAUGCACCUGUCUAUACUGUCAUACUCUGCUUCUAAUGAAGUGCUGUACAAAUAUUAAAGUCCUGCAGAUAUUUCCCCA